Oncorhynchus nerka (sockeye salmon) is the source of this 1337-nucleotide messenger RNA. Its product is annotated as TERF1-interacting nuclear factor 2. The record is from RefSeq and is a predicted model, not a curated record. Gene Ontology annotation, molecular function: telomeric repeat DNA binding. Lineage: Eukaryota; Metazoa; Chordata; Actinopteri; Salmoniformes; Salmonidae. The coding region runs from base 355 to 1170 and encodes 271 amino acids. Gene Ontology annotation, biological process: telomere capping; regulation of telomere maintenance via telomere lengthening. The transcript has 7 exons. Gene Ontology annotation, cellular component: shelterin complex.
GGGUCACCCACCUGGCAGACAUGGGGGUAUGACUAUGAAGGACUUGACGGGGGCUGGAUCUUCUGCUUCAUAUACUGUAGGGCAAGGACGUCCCAAGGAUCCCGGAUAGCACGGACCAGUCUUAACCCGGAAACAUUUUGGAUACGUUUUCGCUAACGAGCGAAUUCUCAACUUGUCCGUACAUGUCCAACCCGCCGGACAUGCAUAUUCAUCGAGGACAAAUGACAGUCUUUGUGUUUCUGAAAUUAACCCCCCCCCCCCCCCAAAAAAAAAGAAGUAGAUUGACUAAAAUUACACGAAUCUAAUCAGGCACCUGAUUCCGCUGCUGGGGACGUUUUGCAGCAGUUCAAAUAGAUGGAGGGAAGAAGCCUUGAGAAUCAUUUCAAUCCGUCUGAGAUUAAAUGUUUGGAGAUCAUCCCAACGCUGCCAAUGUGGAUCAUUGAAUAUGCCUGGGCUCACAGAAUGAUGGACACAUUGGAUGCUCUGGACCCCAGCAGAUGGCCAGAGGAUGACCUACAAUCUGUCACCCUAGAUGAGCCAUGGAGGUUACGGGUGGCAGCAGCCCAGGCGUAUUCUAUAAUGAAGACAAGAGACAUCAAGAGCUUUGAGAGGGUGAUGGAGUUCAUGGAUGUCACUUAUACACUGCUGCCACGACUGGUGCCCCCUAUCAAACAUAUGAAAAUCAUGUUUGGCCUCAAGACCAAGAUAAUUAUGUGGAAGCUUCGGGAAGACCAAGGUAUUGUCAACACUGUUUUGAAGAUCAUUACGUUUUUUCCAAGUAGACUACCUCAGUACCAUGAAUGUAGCCGACAAGAGAUGCACCUAAUGAGGAAGAACCACCAGGACUUUAAGGCUUUGGCCCAGACUCUUGCAAUGGACAUGUCCAUGCGCAACUCUUAUAUCAAGGAUUUGAUGGAGGACCAAUAUGGAGAAUGCUAUGCCCAGAAACUGGAGGACAGGUUGCUGCAUUACCUUCAGGUACUGGAGUCGACGCUGCAGAGUGAUACCUAUUUUGACCAGCUGUUGAAGCAGGAGGGUCCAAUGGCAUACGAAGAGGAGUUACUAUUGCCGUUAAUUACCUGUGACUCCACCUCCCUUGCUGCGUCCUUGAAGAGGCUAUUCCACUCUGGUCAACAAACUCAGCAUAUUAACAAUGACAUACAGAUGUAAACACAGUACAGUAUGUAAGACCACCAGGAACCUAUAGUACUGUAGAUAAAUAUGUUGUCUUUCUAUUCCUUCAGACGAGUCUUCUUCAAGAUGCCAUCCCAGCCACGGAGCCCAUAAGGUAUCAGCACAGGAGAGGGGAAUAGGCCGGGAUCUGGAUGGUCCUGUGA